This is a messenger RNA of Trematosphaeria pertusa, 2495 nucleotides long. RefSeq names its product FAD/NAD(P)-binding domain-containing protein. NCBI's taxonomy places the organism in Eukaryota, Fungi, Ascomycota, Dothideomycetes, Pleosporales, Trematosphaeriaceae. The record is from RefSeq and is a predicted model, not a curated record. The coding region runs from base 492 to 2327 and encodes 611 amino acids. The transcript is spliced from 2 exons. Gene Ontology annotation, molecular function: NADP binding; flavin adenine dinucleotide binding; N,N-dimethylaniline monooxygenase activity.
CCUGCGCGCUCUGAGCGCAUCCCCGCCGCACGGCCCCUGCCAACACUCCUGAUACCGUUUGACACAUUCGAUGAACCCCCAGGAGCUGUUUGACAGUCGCUAGGGCCAGAAUCCAGUAGUCUCGAGCCUAUUCCUCGAGGUAGCACUGCCGUCGUUCGCGGACGACGGUCCUUCUCAGGCGGACUUUAUAGAGACUGUAGCUAUUCACGAUGCUAUUUUAGGUAUGCUAAGCACUUCCAUUGAAGCCUGCCACGCCCAUGCCUUCCGCAAGCCUGGGUGCUCUGAGCUUACCCCGCAUCGUCUCCGAGGACCCUGAGGUUCGGCCUAUCGAUGCGCUCUACUCUGCCAUAUGGUCACUUACUCCCGAGGUCUGACACCUCAUCCUAUUUUUCCACCCAUAUAGGUCGUCUCACUUUGCCAGAUGUGCCUUUGUCUUUCUCAUCUUCCAGCCUUUGAUUAUUAGCACCUAGUGUGAUCACAGUAGCACCAAGAUGGUCAUACAUUCAGAGCCAAAGUCGUUAUACGCCCCUGGCAACGCCGCCGACGAAAAUAUCAGAAUUCGAGAUCAGGGACCCCCGCAAACCGACGAACAUGGAUACAGAAUCCGAGAGCAGCCCAUGGGCACCAAGAAGAAAGUGAAGGUCAUUCUUAUGGGAGCAGGUGCUUCGUCACUGAACUUCUUCAAAAAAGCCGAGGAAGAGAUGGAGAACUUGGACAUUGUCUGCUACGAAAAGAAUCACGAUGUAGGAGGUACAUGGUUGGAGAACCGAUAUCCUGGCUGCGCUUGCGAUAUUCCUUCCGUCAACUACCAGUUCUCUUGGAGCAUCAAAUUUUGGUCACACUACUACUCCUAUGCCCCUGAGAUCUGGGAAUAUCUCAAAGACAUUGAGCGCGAAAACGACUUCAUCGCAAAAUACAUCAAACUGCGACAUCGCAUCGAGCACGUAGAGUGGGACGAACCCGCAGGGCUCUGGCGUCUGAAAAUACGGAAUCUGGAAAGUGAAGCGGUGAUCGAAGACAGUGCCGAGUUUUUCAUCAAUGCAGGCGGCGUGCUGAAUAACUGGAAAUGGCCCGACAUCCCCGGCUUGAAGGACUUCAGGGGGAAGUUGAUGCAUUCCGCAAACUACGAAGAGGGGUAUGACCUAUCUGGUAAACGAGUUGCAGUCAUCGGAGCUGGAAGCAGCGGUGUUCAAAUUGUUGCUGCGAUCCAGCAGAAAGUGAGCCACCUGUAUCAUUGGGUCAGGUCGCCAAUCUGGAUCACUGCUGGAUUCGCACAAACCUGGGCUGGCAAGCGCGGGGCGAACUUUCGAUACAGCGAAGAGCAAUUGAGCUACUUGAAGGAAAACCCGAGGAAGUAUCUUGAAUAUCGGAAGCAAAUCGAAAACGAGCUCAACCAACGAUUCAAGUUCAUCAUCAAAGGCAGCGAGGAAGCCAGAAUGGCGCGCGAAUACUCCUUCAACGAGAUGCGCACCAAGCUCAACAAUGACCCUCGACUCGUCGACAAAAUGAUUCCUAAGAACUUCAAUCCUGGAUGCAGACGCCCGACCCCAGCGCCCGGUUACUUAGAAGCACUCGUCGCGGACAACACAACCAUCUUCACAGAUCCCGUCCAAUCCAUCACCGAAACCGGCUUCAUAGACGGCGAAGGCAACAACCACGAUGUCGAUAUCAUCAUCUGCGCCACCGGCUUUGACACUUCAUGGUUGCCUCGCUUUCCUUUCAUCGCCUACGGCACGGAUCUGAAGGACCUUUGGGGCCCCAAGAACGGAGUGACGUCGUACCUCAGUGUCGGCAUACCCACGUUCCCGAACACGUUUAGCUACUGUGGCCCAUACGGACCGCUCGGACACGGCUCCUUUAUGCCGCUCAUCGAGCAAUGGACCCGCUACAUCUUCGCAGUGAUCACCAAAGUGCAGGUCGAGAACAUAAAGUCGCUGCGCCCCAAGUUCACAGUGUCACAGCAAUUCCGCCAGCACGCAGACCUAUUUCUGCAACGCACAGCCUGGACUUCCCCGUGUCGCUCUUGGUUCAAGCAGGGCAAGACAGACGGCCAAGCCGCUAUUUGGCCCGGCAGCCGACUGCACUUCUUAGAGAUCAUGAAGAGCCCACGGUAUGAGGACUUUGACAUUGAGUACUGGGAUGAGAAUUGCUUUGCAUUCAUGGGAAAUGGGUUCGAAAUGCGCGAGCUCGACGGGAGGGACAUUACGAACUACCUGGGGUGUCUGGAUGAGGAAGGGAGGGAUGUGCAGCCGGACUAUGACGAUGGUUUGAUUGAUAUCCUGGGCGGGUUUAACCUGGAUGAUAGCUGUAUUGUGCGAGGUGGAUAGAAGCUCUGUCUCUGUCCAUCUUUCCCACAUCUCUCAAGCAUCGCACAAACCUAUGGAACGGCGGAGAUAGCCAACAUCUUGGCAAAAGCACUGCGUUCCCAACGACCCGUCUAGCUGAAGCCACAAUGCCGGGGCUUAACAAGUGGUACCCAUGGGGUGAAGUCUUAG